AUGGCGAAGCAACAGAGCCACCUCAAGCUUCGUCGCACCUAUGACUUCCUGACUCAUCUGCGCGCUGAGUUUGAGCCCCUUUGUGCUCAAUUACUUGCUCGUGAGCCGUGCGUGUCUUUGAUGGAGGCUCUUGCUGCUGUUCGUAAUGAGGAGACUCGCCUUCAUUCUGCUGGUCUACUUCAGUCGACGUCCUCCUCAGUCCUGGCUGCUCGGUCUAGAAUUCUUGGUUCUCCUCCCAAAGUGCCUGCUUCAGCAGCCUUUGGUGGCUCGGGGACUCGCAACUCAGGUGGCCUUCAUUGUAAGCACUAUGGCAGAGAUGGACAUGAUGAGGAUCAUUGUUACAAGAAGAAGAGGCAGGCUCAGUCUCAGUCUCGCCGAGGUGGGCGUUCCUCACAUGCCCAGUCUCAGCAUCCUGAUGCACAGCAGGAGAUACUCAUGUUACUUCAUCAUCUUGAUGUUCCUCCAUCUAUUCCUCCACCUACUGGAGCCUCUGGUUCUGUCACUACUGGAGCUGCUGGUUCUGUCACUCCUGCCCCAGUACUCUCUGCUGCUACUUCUCAGUCUUUUAUUGAGAGACCACCAUCCACUUCAGCUCGUGAUCCUGUGAAGCAUGAGCUCACCAAGCAUAUUGGAGUUGAUGCAUAUUACACUCGGGCUCAGGUGCAGGAUGAUGUCAUUGCUCUUCGCUAUGUGCCCUCCGAGCUCCAGGUGGCUGAUUUCUUCACCAAGUCGCAGACGCGAGUUCAACAUCGUUUCUUUCUCUCCAAACUCAGUGUUUGUGAUUCACCCUGA
Miscanthus lutarioriparius is the source of this 792-nucleotide messenger RNA. Lineage: Eukaryota; Viridiplantae; Streptophyta; Magnoliopsida; Poales; Poaceae. The record is from the annotation of a GenBank genome assembly.